This is a messenger RNA of Equus quagga, 4192 nucleotides long. RefSeq names its product tubulin folding cofactor D (gene TBCD). Lineage: Eukaryota; Metazoa; Chordata; Mammalia; Perissodactyla; Equidae. Bases 158 to 3931 code for a protein of 1257 amino acids. The record is from RefSeq and is a predicted model, not a curated record. Gene Ontology annotation, biological process: tubulin complex assembly; adherens junction assembly; post-chaperonin tubulin folding pathway. Gene Ontology annotation, molecular function: beta-tubulin binding; GTPase activator activity. Gene Ontology annotation, cellular component: lateral plasma membrane. The transcript has 40 exons.
AGGUCGCCAGGCGGGGCUGGCGCCGGUUGCCGCCGCCUCGGCCUCAGCGGCCGUCCUGCAGCCUCAUCCCGCGUUCCGCAUCCGUAUCCCGUGUCCAGCAUCCUCCUCUCGCGUCCCGCAUCCGCAUCCUGGUGCUGCGCGGGCCCAGGCUCCGAGGAUGGCCCUGAGCGAGGAGCCGGCGGCGGGCGCGCGGGAGGACGGCGCGGAGGAGGGGGCGCUGGCCCGCGGCGGGGUCCUGGAGGCGUUCGGCGACGGCGCGGAGACGCGCGAGCUGCUCGGCCGCCUGCGGGCAGUCCUCGGCGACCGCGCGGCCCGAGAGGGCGCCUUGGAGCGGUUCCGAGUAAUAAUGGACAAAUACCAGGAGCAGCCUCACCUCUUGGACCCACACCUUGAAUGGAUGAUGAACUUAUUGUUGGAUAUAGUGCAAGAUAAGACAUCUUCAGCUGACCUUGUACAUCUGGCUUUUAAAUUUCUUUACAUCAUCACCAAGGUUCGAGGAUAUAAAACAUUUCUUCGUUUAUUUCCUCAUGAAGUAGCUGAUGUGCAGCCUGUUUUAGAUAUGUUUACAAAUCAGAAUCCCAGAGACCAUGAAACUUGGGAGACUCGCUACAUGCUUUUGCUGUGGCUGUCCGUGACCUGCUUGAUCCCUUUCGACUUUUCACGCCUUGACGGGAACCUCCUCAGUCAGCCUGGGCAGAUUCGAAUGUCCAUAAUGGACCGAAUUCUCCAAAUAGCAGAGUCCUACUUGGUGGUCAGUGACAAGGCCAGAGAUGCAGCUGCCGUCCUCGUGUCCAAGUUUGUCACCCGGCCUGACGUCAAGCAGAAGAAGAUGGCGGAUUUCCUGGACUGGAGCCUGUGCACCUUGGCCCGCUCCUCCUUCCAGACCAUCGAGGGGGUCAUCACCAUGGACGGGACGCUGCAGGCCCUGGCACAAAUAUUUAAGCAUGGAAAACGUGAAGACUGUUUACCCUAUGCUGCCACCGUUCUCGAGUGCCUGGACGGCUGCAGGCUCCCCGACAGCAACCAGACCCUGCUCCGCAAACUCGGUGUGAAGCUCGUGCAGCGGCUGGGCCUGACCUUCCUGAAACCGAAGCUGGCGAAGUGGAGGUACCAGCGUGGCUGCCGCUCAUUGGCCGCUAACCUGCAGCUCUGUGCCCAGGGUCGAAGAGAGCCCCAGACACAUGCGGAGACUCCUGAUGGUGAUGCAGAUGAUGACGUCCCCGAGGAGGUGGAGCGUGUCAUAGAGCAGCUGCUGGUCGGAUUGAAGGACAAGGACACUGUCGUGCGGUGGUCUGCGGCCAAAGGCAUCGGUAGGAUGGCUGGGAGGCUUCCCAAGGAGCUGGCGGACGACGUGGUCGGGUCUGUGCUGGACUGCUUCAGUUUCCAGGAGACGGACAACGCCUGGCACGGCGGGUGUCUGGCGUUGGCGGAACUGGGCAGAAGAGGCCUGUUGCUCCCUUCUCGGCUUGUAGACGUUGUCGCUGUGAUCCUGAAGGCGCUGAUCUACGAGGAGAAGCGGGGUGCCUGCAGUGUGGGCGCCAAUGUCAGGGAUGCUGCCUGCUACGUGUGCUGGGCCUUUGCACGUGCCUACGAGCCGCAGGAGCUGAAGCCCUUCGUGGCCGAGAUUUCGAGUGCGCUGGUGAUUGCUGCAGUGUUCGACCGCAGUGUAACCUGCAGGAGAGCAGCCUCUGCUGCUUUCCAGGAGAAUGUGGGAAGACAGGGCACUUUCCCUCAUGGAAUUGAUAUUUUGACUGCUGCAGACUACUUUGCCGUUGGUAACAGAUCCAACUGUUUCCUGGUUAUCAGCAUGUUUAUUGCAGGCUUUCCUGAGUACACACGACCCAUGAUAGACCAUCUGGUUGCCAUGAAGAUCAACCACUGGGAUGGGGUCAUCAGAGAGCUCUCGGCGAAGGCGCUGUCUAACCUGGCCCAGCGAGCGCCUGAGUACAGUGCCACUCACGUCUUCCCACGUCUGCUGUCGAUGACGCAGAGUCUGGACCUGCACACGCGGCAUGGGGCAGUGCUGGCCUGUGCGGAGGUUGCCCACAGCCUGUCCAGACUGGCAGUGCAGGAGGACAGGUUGUGCUUGACCUUCCACAGGCCCGUUGCGGACUACCUGGACGAAACAGUGGUGCAGGGCCUGAAGCAGAUUCACCAGCAGGGGUCUGGGAGGAGAACUCAUGAGACAAGCAGUGUAACAGGAAUGGCGGGUGCAGAGGCCGCACUCUUUCCGUAUUAUGUGUGGGCAGUUCAAGAAGAAGACUUUUGUGUAGGCACUUUAGGAGGAGCACCCCAGGAUGGUCACCUGUCCGACCCAUGGUGGAACCCCCAGUGCUCACCUGUGAUAGGAGUGCUUCUUCCAUCCUUGGAGACCCUUUUUCUCCCAUUGUGCGUUUUAAUAGAAAACUUGUCCCUUUCCAAAAUGCCCUUCAGAGGUGAUGCUGUAAUCGAUGGUUGGCAGUGGCUGAUAAAUGACACUCUGAGGAAUCUCCAUCUUAUUUCAAGUCAUUCUAAACAACAGAUUAAGGAUGCGGCUGUCUUGGCCCUGGCCGCUCUCUGCAGUGAGUACUACACGAAGGAGCCUGGGGAGGUGGACCCCGCCCGGCAGGAGGAGCUGAUAACGCAGUAUCUUGCUGAACUUCGGAGCCCAGAGGAAAUGACCCGCUGUGGCUUCUCGCUGGCCUUGGGCGCUCUUCCCGGCUUCCUUCUGAGGGGCAGGCUCCAACAGGUUCUAGCUGGUUUAAGCGCCGUCACCCACAUUUCUCCCGAGGAUGUCAGCUUUGCCGAGUCCCGGCGGGAUGCCUUGAAGGCGAUUUCGAGGGUCUGCCAGACUGUCGGUGUGGAAGCAGGAGGGAGCCCGGAUGAAGUUGUGUGUGAAGAGAAUGUUGCCCAGAUUUUCCGCACGCUGCUGGACUGUCUGAGGGAUUACACCACUGAUAGCCGCGGGGACGUGGGGGCGUGGGUCCGUGAGGCCGCCAUGACCAGUCUGAUGGACCUGACACUUCUGCUGGGGAGGGACCAGCCAGAGCUGCUCGAGGCCCAAGUCUGUGAGCGUGUCAUGUGCUGCCUGGCCCAGCAGGCAAGCGAGAAGAUCGACCGGGUCCGGGCACAUGCUGCCCGCAUGUUCAUGGCACUGCUGCACGCCGACGGCCCUCCCAUCCCGCACCUGCCCCACCGUGGAGACCUGCAGGAGCUCUUUCCCAGGUCUGACAUGGCCUCCGUGAACUGGAACGCUCCAUCCCAGGCUUUCCCUCGCAUAACCCGGCUCCUGGGGCUACCCGCCUACCGCUACCAUGUCCUGCUGGGGCUCGCUGUGUCCGUGGGAGGCUUGACGGAGUCCACGGUCCGGUACUCGACGCAGAGUCUCUUUGAGUACAUGAAGGGGAUUCAGCAUGACCCGCAGGCCCUGGAGGGCUUCGGGGGGACCCUUCUGCAGGUCUUUGAGGACAACCUUCUCAAUGACAGGGUCUCUGUGCCGCUGCUGAAGACACUGGACCAGAUGCUGGCCAAUGGGUGCUUUGACGUCUUCACCUUGGAGGAGAACCAUCCCUUCUGUGUGAAGCUGCUGGCGUUGUGUAGGGAAGAAAUCCGGAAGUCCAGAGACGUGCAGAAGCUGCGCUCCAGCAUCGGGGUGUUCUGUGGGAUGGUGCAGUUCCCAGGUGAGGUGAGGAGGAAGGCUCUCCUGCAGCUGCUCCUCCUGCUCUGCCACCCGUUCCCCAUGAUCCGGAAGACCACGGCCAGCCAGGUAUACGAGAUGGUGCUGACCUAUGGCGACGUCGUGGGCGCGGGCGUCCUGGAUGAGGUCAUGGCAGUGCUCAGCAGCACGGCCUGGGAUGCGGAGCUCCCACUCGUGCGAGGCCAGCGGAACCGCCUGUGCGACCUGCUUGGAGUGCCCAGACCACAGCUGGUCCCCAAGCCCAGCACCCACUGAGGCCAGUCCUGGGGGCGGAGCCCUGAGGCCACCUGGCGGGAAGAGGAGCCAGGUGACGGUCAGCACAAAAAACCUGGGCACAGCGUCUCGGCCAGCGGAGGGCGGCCCAGGCUGGUGCAUAUGCCGAGGGACUUUGUCACCAUGGAGGCAGCUUCACACACGUGUCCUGCACUCGAGUGACCUGGGGUGUUGGUGCUUUUAUCUUGACUUAAUCACGAGCCCAUGUCUUGUAAAAUCUUAUAAAAUCGUGUCUUGAGCAGU